Messenger RNA from Pseudovirgaria hyperparasitica, 602 nucleotides. RefSeq lists its product as uncharacterized. The transcript has 4 exons. The record is from RefSeq and is a predicted model, not a curated record. Lineage: Eukaryota; Fungi; Ascomycota; Dothideomycetes; Acrospermales; Acrospermaceae. The coding region runs from base 85 to 282 and encodes 65 amino acids.
AAUCAACCAUUACCAGUUACUCCGAGCUCAAUCGGGCUCACCACAACUGCAAUUAUGGCCGGUCAUGGACCACAAUCCGCCACAAUGGACCCGGCGAUGGUCAAAUACAACAACAUGAUGGUCAAUCGAUAUAAGUACUUUCGAUGGACGCCCCGCGCGGCGUGGGUCUCAUUCGUGUACAUGGUUGCCGUACCCACGGCAGUGGGAUACUGGUUUUAUAACACUGAUGGCAAAUACUUCAUCCGUGGAAAGAGACGAGGCGACAUUAUCUCGGAGUACUAGAUGGGUGGAGAGUGAGAACAGAAGGAUGGGAAGGAACCAAACUCAGUGGGAAAAGCUGUUUGGCUCGUACGUCGGAGACACGAAUGCAGAGCGGCCUCGUUGCGAACCGAUUCGCGUGUUGGCGGGAAAUUGUAUAUACUCACGAGCGCCGAAAGAACCACUGUCCAAAUAUCGAUCGAAAAGGUCACAUUUAAAGUAUGAUCGUAUCGUAUGUUCAGCAUCAGUUUUGCAGAGCGAGAGCAGCCAGAAAACCACCUACGCUAUCUCGAAAGCGACGCAACCUUUGUGAUCUCGAGGAACUAAUACGUGGUAGAAACGAG